This is a messenger RNA of Eucalyptus grandis, 1236 nucleotides long. Its product is annotated as universal stress protein A-like protein. Bases 698 to 1075 code for a protein of 125 amino acids. Gene Ontology annotation, molecular function: AMP binding. Lineage: Eukaryota; Viridiplantae; Streptophyta; Magnoliopsida; Myrtales; Myrtaceae. The transcript is spliced from 3 exons. The record is from RefSeq and is a predicted model, not a curated record.
UCUUCAGAUCUGUUGUCACUGCUUGUCAUCAAAGCUACUCUCUUACUUAAAGAAGUUCCCGAAUGGAGGGGUGGGAUUUUGGUGUUUAGGAAGAAGCCCAUGCUGAAUGAGAGAGAUGCAGCAUGUUGUACAUGGCACUUCAUCCUUCUCUGGAUUUCGAUGGAAUGCUCUGACUGAUUUAUUGUGAUAUGUGUCAUGUUGUGACCAAAAACACGGUAGAAGUGCAUAGUCAUCUAUAUGUGUCUCUCCCAUCUCUUAUUCUGUAAAAAGAAGAAAGAGACUUGAGGCAUGAGCCGUUGUAUUUAGCUCUGCAGUUUUAAUUUACAGAAUGUGAAACUUGAGUUAUUAAUUCUAGGCCUCAAAGGGAAAGCCCUUGAAACAUUUGAUCACAUAUGUUCUCUGAGAGUGAAGCUGGACCGGGUGUCCAGGCUCAGAACUCUUGCAUAUUGGUUUUGGAGAGUAUUAUCUGCCUUUAGAAUGCUGAGCGAUUAGAUAAAUGAGACCAUUCCCAACCAACAGGUUUUGUAAUCAUUUCCAUAAGAAGUACUUCAUAGAAAGAUCAAUGUAGGGUUUUGCUUGUUAGACUCUGGGUGUGGCAUUUAUAUAUGUAUGGCAAUAAGUCAGUCGUGUCUUUUGAUUCAGCAAUUCUUGUUGCCCAGGCGAAUUGUUUGGGGAAAUCCUGCUUCCUCACUGAUAUAUGGCCUCUCACUUUGCCUUUGCCAUAGGUUUUGAUGACAUGGAUAGUGUAUAUGCAUCUCCGGACAAUUUUAAGAGCUUGAAACAGAGGGACAAGACGAGAGGAAUUCAUCUACUGGAGUGCUUUGUCAACAGAUGUCAUGAAAUCGGGGUACAAUGUGAAGCAUGGAUCAAGAAAGGAGAUCCAAAAGAGGUCAUCUGUCAUGAGGUGAAGCGAGUUAGGCCUGAUUUACUUGUUGUGGGAAGCAAGGAACUUGGCCCUUUCCAAAGGGUAUUUGUCGGCACCGUCAGUGAAUUUUGCGUGAAGCAUGCUGAGUGCCCUGUCAUAACCAUCAAAAGGCCCGCAGAUGAAGCUCCUCAGGACCCUAUCGACGACUGAUUGAUUUCCAUUUCAUGGAUGACCAAUUUUAUCAUGUUAAUAGAUUGGUCGUUGAUUCUCGACUAGAGACUUUGGGCCAUGAAUCGAGGAUGUAUCUGAGUUUGCAAAUUAUGUGUCGUUCGUGUAUGGCUGUUGGCACUUGAAUCCUAAACUUCAUUUUC